This is a messenger RNA of Dacryopinax primogenitus, 730 nucleotides long. RefSeq names its product ARF/SAR. The record is from RefSeq and is a predicted model, not a curated record. Lineage: Eukaryota; Fungi; Basidiomycota; Dacrymycetes; Dacrymycetales; Dacrymycetaceae. The transcript has 8 exons. Bases 46 to 615 code for a protein of 189 amino acids. Gene Ontology annotation, cellular component: COPII vesicle coat; endoplasmic reticulum exit site. Gene Ontology annotation, biological process: membrane organization; endoplasmic reticulum to Golgi vesicle-mediated transport; vesicle organization. Gene Ontology annotation, molecular function: GTP binding; GTPase activity.
GUGACACUCUCCUCACAACUUAGUAUAUCUUCACAUCACUCUACAAUGUGGAUUUUGAACUGGUUUUACGACGUCUUGAGCCAAUUGGGGCUGUUGCACAAGAACGCCAAAAUCCUCUUCCUCGGGCUCGAUAAUGCGGGCAAAACUACACUUUUGCAUAUGUUGAAGAACGACCGUCUGGCUACCCUGCAGCCCACUCUUCACCCCACAUCCGAAGAGCUUGCCAUUGGGUCGGUUAAGUUCACGACCUACGAUCUCGGUGGCCACACCCAAGCACGGCGUCUCUGGCGUGACUAUUUUCCUGAAGUCGAUGGUAUCGUGUUCCUCGUCGAUAGUGCCGAUACAGAGCGAUUUGCAGAGGCAAAGGCAGAAUUGGAUGCUCUGCUUUCUAUUGAGGAGUUAAGCAAGGUGCCUUUCCUCAUCCUAGGGAACAAGAUCGACGCUGUCGGUGCAGUGAGUGAGGAGGAGCUUCGACACCAUCUGGGCCUUUAUCAGACGACCGGCAAGGGCAAGAUUCCUUUGAAGGACAUCCGCCCCAUUGAACUGUUCAUGUGCUCGGUUGUUAUGAGGCAGGGAUACGGGGAAGGUUUUCGUUGGCUGUCUCAAUAUAUGUAAAUGUGGUAGGGAUACAUGUACGGCUUCAAGUCCCCGCGCUCAGUCCAACCUUCCCAUUUGCUGAUUCCUUUCUUCUCCGCUGGCAUUAUCCUUGUGUUGUCUUAGCAUACACUAU